GUACGAUUGGCUGUGUCCUGAGGCGGGUCCUUUGGUUUUCGAGUUUGAGUUUUUCGUCGUCAUUCAGUUGUGAGAAGUGACAAACGAAAGCGACAUGCGUUAAAGUAAACGUGCGUGUUCAAUUCUAUUCAUCGAUCCGAUCUUGCAAGUUACUUCGUUGAUUCGAUAUCUACCGAAGGAUGCUCAAACGGGACGUGAUUUUUCUUGGCCAUAACAGGGUCUAAACAAGAACUUCACUGACUCGUAAAACUGCAGCGAAGAAUGGUAGGUUUCUAUCAAAUGGAGCAGAUUUCAACUGCCACAACGAUGUCGGUGUGCAACGAAGUGUCAACCAUAGCGCCGGUGAAUCCAGUGAAAAGCCUCGUAUGCAGUCCAGAUUUAAGUGUAUUCGCGUCACCAACGUGUGGUACCAAAACUCUGCCGGCAAAUGUUGAAGAUAAGACUUAUCAGUGUUUGCUGUGUCAAAAAAUCUUUGACCAGAAGAGUUUAUAUCAAAGUCACCUACGCUCUCAUGGUAAAGAAGGCGAAGAUCCUUACCGAUGUAAUAUUUGCGGGAAAACUUUUGCAGUACCCGCGCGAUUGACAAGACAUUACCGUACACAUACUGGUGAAAAACCGUACCAAUGCGAAUACUGUAGUAAAUCAUUUUCUGUGAAGGAGAAUUUAAGCGUGCAUCGUCGUAUCCAUACAAAAGAACGGCCUUAUAAGUGUGAUGUGUGCGAGCGUGCAUUUGAACACAGUGGUAAAUUACAUCGACAUAUGCGAAUUCAUACUGGAGAACGACCGCAUAAGUGCACCGUUUGUUCAAAAACGUUUAUUCAAAGUGGUCAAUUGGUAAUCCACAUGCGUACGCACACUGGUGAAAAACCGUAUGUUUGCAAAGCUUGUGGCAAGAGAUUUACUUGUUCGAAACAACUGAAGGUGCAUACGCGUACUCACACCGGGGAGAAGCCGUAUACGUGCGAUAUAUGCGGCAAAUCUUUUGGCUACAAUCACGUGCUGAAAUUGCAUCAGGUUGCCCAUUAUGGUGAAAAGGUUUACAAGUGUACAUCAUGUGAUGAGACAUUUGGUUCAAAGAAGACAGUGGAAAUGCAUAUUAAAACUCACACAGAAUUAUCCGUUAAUGGUUCUCCUAGAAACUCUCCAAUUGAGCCUGAAAUUGAGAUUUCUCAAGCAAACAGUGUAAGCACUGCCAGUGACAAGGAGAACCAAAGGACUGAAGAACUAAAUGAUCAUGUUAUUACUUACGACACUCCACAAGAAUUCCCAUAUUACAUAUAUUCCAGAGAGCAGUAUUCACAACCACUUCUGGUACCAAGUGAAGAUAGAUCUUUCCAGUCAACAUCUGUUGCUCCUGUUGAACAACCCCACUUGUUUCUAUACCCAGAAGUGUCUCCAGCAUAUAAUAGUUUUGGAAUUCAGAAUAACGAUUUCGUUGGCGACUGUUCUUCGCUUCUGAAUUUACCCGGAAACGAUGCUCGUAGAAGAGUCGAGGCUGCGCUUGAAGCAGUUGAGGAAGAACGACAGAGAGAAUAUGGAAUUAGGGUUGAGAGAGAACCAAUUCUAACUCCUCCCAGUAGUAAUCCUGUGAGUCCUGUACCUUCGCCGGAUCCUCUGGAUUUGGCGAUUCCGGUACGAGAAACUUUGAUUCUUCCGCCAAGGAAGCGGUGUAAAAAGAUUUUAGAGUCAAUGGAAAGUGAAAGGAGUGGCCUCAUUGCCUCACAGCGGCAGAACUCUGUUAUACAGUUUGCAAAAGCUUCAUAGGAAAAAAAUUUAAAGAAAAAUUACUGAAAAACCGUGGUACUUUGGUACAUGGAAAAAUGGAAUCUGAAUUAGAUGGAAAAUGUGGAUGACUAGCAUGUUCAUUUAGUGUAGUGAUGGGCUUAGAGAAUUUUUGCAAAUCACGGAAACGGUUUAAUAUAUUAUGAGAAUUUUCUCUUAAUGAACUUUGAAUUCUCAAUCAUGCAAUUAAAAGUAAUAAUCAUCGAAUGCCCGCCAUUAACUGAGUAGAGAAUUUUGUCUCACAUAAAUAAUUGCAUUGUCGUCGAGUUUUAUCGUGAAGUUUUACGAUCUGAGUUAGUUUCAUUGUCAAACUAAAUGGUUUUUGUUACUUUUGAGAUUUGAUUUUUUUCAAACUUUCAAACAUUUUAGAGUAAAACAUAGAAAGCAUACACGCAACUGAUUUAAUUUAUAUUAAUACCGGACAUUUACUUCCAUUUGAACACUUCAUUUGAAUAAUCAAAUUGACAAUAAUUGCUUGUACGUCAUUUUGAACAGUGAAAGUUUGAAGGAGAUCAAAUAUUGCACUGAAGAAUAUCUGUAAGCCUUAAACAAACCAAUGGAACAACGUCCAGUAAUUUUACUGUUUUGAAAUAAUUCAAAACAUUUUACAGUCUAAUGUAUGAUAGUGGCCUCGUUAUUUCGCGGAUUCGACUGAUUCUGAAAAUUGUUUACACGUGUCUCAGGGUGAACAUUGUAACGUACAGUUAGAGCUUGCCAGCAACUAAUCCUUUUUCCUCUCUCUUAAAUACAGUAAUGCCCAGUUAGUAGUCACAAGCUUGUGUCUUAAUCGUGACUAUUGUCGAAGUAGGAAGAUACUGCAGGAAUUAUAUUUAACUUGGAUGAUCCUAACAAUAAACGUGUCAGGGACGAAAGUGAGACACAUGGAAAAUGAAUAAGAUGAAACAAGCUUUAUGAGUUCGAAGCUCCGAGCAAACAUUUGCUUUGGAUAUGCAGAUGCAAAUUAUAAUGAAACAAAAUUUGUGGCUAAAAAUUAGGUAUUACUGUAUUUACAAAUUAUCCAAAACGGUCCGCUAUAAAUAGCACUAAAAAUUUGUAACUAGUCUAAAGUAGUUUCUCAAAAAAAAACAUUUUAUAAUACGACCUAAUAAAU
Messenger RNA from Megachile rotundata (alfalfa leafcutting bee), 2893 nucleotides. It is a transcript of the gene Kr-h1, whose product is annotated as kruppel homolog 1. NCBI's taxonomy places the organism in Eukaryota, Metazoa, Arthropoda, Insecta, Hymenoptera, Megachilidae. Gene Ontology annotation, cellular component: nucleus. Gene Ontology annotation, molecular function: DNA-binding transcription factor activity, RNA polymerase II-specific; RNA polymerase II transcription regulatory region sequence-specific DNA binding. The record is from RefSeq and is a predicted model, not a curated record. Gene Ontology annotation, biological process: embryo development; regulation of transcription by RNA polymerase II.